Molecule: messenger RNA, 1632 nt
Organism: Plasmodium gonderi
Lineage: Eukaryota; Apicomplexa; Aconoidasida; Haemosporida; Plasmodiidae
Product: T-complex protein 1, theta subunit
Exons: 2
Coding region: 1-1632 (543 amino acids)
Biological process (GO): protein folding
Cellular component (GO): chaperonin-containing T-complex
Molecular function (GO): ATP-dependent protein folding chaperone; ATP binding; ATP hydrolysis activity
Source: RefSeq, a predicted model, not a curated record
AUGUUUUCGAACAGGCAUGGAUUCAGCUCCGUUUUGAAGGAUGGAUACCGUGUUGUGAAGAACAACGAAGAUGCGAUUUUAAAGAACAUCGAAGCGUGCAAAGAAAUUUGUGCGAUAAUACAGACAUCUCUUGGUCCCAAGAGCAUGAACAAGUUAAUAAUAAACCACAUAAACAAGAAGGUGGUGUCAAGUGAUUGCAUGACAAUAUUGAAAGACUUGGAGAUUAACCAUCCAGUUGUGAAUAUUUUGAAGAAAUUAUCUGAAACGAUGAAUUAUGAAUAUGGUGAUUUCACAAAUUAUGUAUUUACAAUAACGACUGAGAUGUUAGAUAAAGCUAGCCAUUUAAUUCAGCAAGGAUUCAAUAUAAACGAUAUUCUGAACGGGUUCAUGUUAGGACACAAAGAAUUAGAAAGAAUUAUAUACCCAGAUUUAGUAGUGUACAAGAUGGAAAAUUUUUCAGAUGAGAACGAAAUUAAAAAAGUUAUAAAAUCUGUUAUGAUUACAAAAAAUUUAACAAAUAAUUUUGAUUUCAUAAUUAACUUAUUGUCUCAAUGUAUAUCAACACUAAUGCCAGAGAAGGUAGAAAACUUCGAUGUGGAUAAUAUCAGGAUUUCAAAAUUGAAUGGAGGAAAUUUAAUUGAUUCUCAAUUUAUUAUGGGAAUGGUCAUUGCAAGGGAUACACAUGGAAUAGUUAAGAAAAAAGAAAAUGCAAAUGUUAUUGUUCUGAAUUGUGGACUUGAAGCAGCUACGACUGAGACAAAGGGAACUGUGUUGCUAAACAAUGCACAAGAGUUGCUAAACUUCACCAAAGGAGAGGAAGAGCAAAUGAAAAAAAUGAUUCAAAAUAUAAAAAAAGAAGGAGUAGAUGUAAUUGUUGUUAACGGUGCAAUUUCAGAUAUUGCACAACAUUUCUGUGAUGCAGAACAGAUAAUGACAUUAAAAAUUUCUUCAAAAUUUGAAACAUUACGAAUAUGUAAGCUACUAAACAUUUCUUCUCUUGUUAAAUUAGGAGUUCCAAAACCAGAAGAAAUAGGAAAAGCUUCCUCUAUAUAUGUAUCAGAAAUUGCAUCUAAAAAAGUGACCAUUAUUAAUUCAAAAAAUAAAAAAGUUAGCACUAUAAUCCUUAGAGGUGCUACUUAUAACCUACUUGAUGAAGUAGAAAGAUGUAUACACGAUGGAAUUAAUGCAAUAAAAAAUGCUAUCAAAGGAAAUUCAUUUUUAUAUGGGGCUGGAUGUAUAGAAGUGCAACUGUGUGAAAGACUUAAGAAAUAUGCACAACAAUUGAAAGGUGUUGAUAAUUACAGUGUUAAAGUUUUUGCAGAAUCGUUCUUAGUUAUUCCCAGAAUAUUAGCUACCAAUUGUGGUUACAACAGUACAGAUGUUUUAAAUCAGCUUAUAAAUGAACAUGAUAAAGGGAAUAACGAAGCCUGUAUAAAUAUUAACAAAGAUUCCUUCAUUACUUCUGCAAAAAAAAAUAACAUAUAUGACAACUACAAGUGCAAGAAAUAUGCAAUCGAUUUGGCCAUGGAUGCCCUUCAGACUAUUCUCAAAAUUGAUCAAAUUAUCUUGGCUAAGCCUGCCGGGGGACCCAAACCACGUGCCAAAAAUCCUGACUAUGACGACACUUUUUGA